Messenger RNA from Chelonus insularis, 2338 nucleotides. It is a transcript of the gene Zw10, whose product is annotated as Zeste-white 10. The record is from RefSeq and is a predicted model, not a curated record. Gene Ontology annotation, cellular component: chromosome, centromeric region; RZZ complex; nucleus. NCBI's taxonomy places the organism in Eukaryota, Metazoa, Arthropoda, Insecta, Hymenoptera, Braconidae. Gene Ontology annotation, biological process: mitotic spindle assembly checkpoint signaling; endoplasmic reticulum to Golgi vesicle-mediated transport; mitotic cell cycle. The transcript is spliced from 6 exons. Bases 108 to 2258 code for a protein of 716 amino acids.
AUAUACGGCAAGAGUGGGUGAUAACAUGUUUAACCUAAUGAAUAAAAGAUAGUAUUUUUGAGAAAACAUUUGCAUUUUGGGAUUUAAUAGAUAUUUUUAAUACCAAAAUGAGUUCAUUAGUUGUUGAUAUUCUUAAAACUACAGGUGAAAUAGGGACUGCUGAUUUGAAAGAUAAAAUAGUUAACAUUCAAAAAGAAAUAGAAAAAUUAAAAAUUGAUGUCAAAGAGUAUAUUGAAGAUAAUUAUAUUAACUUCUUACCGACACUUCAACAUGAUCGAGCUUUAAUUGAAAAGACUAAAAAAUUAUUAAAUGAAAUGGGUAGCUUGAAAGCUAAAAUUGAAGAUCAGAUAAAAAUAGAAUUAUCAGGAUCAAUUAAAGAAUUGAAAAAUCUUUCUCAAGCUCUUUUAGUAUCUAAUUUGAGCCUACAACUUUCACAUAAAUUACUUGAAAUAGAAAAAUUGAUUAGAACAGCUGAACAUCUUGAACAACAAAAAGAUUAUGUUCGUGCUGCUCAGACAUUAAAAAAUAUACAACUAUUGAUAAAUGAUGAAGCUAAUAGUGAUUUGCAUCUUAUCAACAUUUACUCAGCUCUUAGAGAGACAUAUGAGACCACCCAAGCUUCAUUACAAACAACAUUAUCAAAUCUUUGGGAAGAAUAUGUAAACUGGAGCAGUACUAAUGAUCUCAAUGGGCCUGAAAUAAUAAGUCUAACUAUUACCAGUAAUUCGGAAGAAAUAAAAAAUGUUAUUCAAGCCUUACAUUUCUUAGAUGAUCUUCCAACCUCUCUUCAUCAUUUUUCAAAUAAAUUGAUCGAACACAUCAUUCAUCCAAUUGUCAAUGAAGAGUGUUCGGUAUAUGUUCAAGAUCAGAAGGUUUUCAAUGUCGAAUAUUCGAAUAAAAAAGUCAAACCAAGUUACAAAAGUGUUUUGUAUAAUAUCAAAAUGUUAUUUGUAUUUAUUCAUCAACAUUUUGAUGUUCAAAUUGAGAACAAAACAUUUUUAAAUCGCUUGAAUAAUUAUAUGUGGAAAAAAUUGUCUGAUUUAUUGAUAAAGGAUUGUAUUUCUGAUGUUAUUCCAACAUCAAAUACACAGCUGAAGAAUUUCCAAGUAGUGGAACAAGAGAUUAAUGAACUAGAAACAUAUUUGGUUGAAAUUGGAUUUAUUACUGAUAAUGAGUGUUAUUUAUCAAUGCAUGUGAAAAAUAUUGAUACGUUAUAUAUUGAUAAAAUAUGCCAAGAUUUUCUAACAAAAGCUAGAGAAUUGGUCAAGAAAAACUUACAUGAUUCCUUCAAAUAUGAGCCUGAUAAGUUACUGGAAGAAGAUAACAUUAUAAAGAAUUUAAGAAGUAAACAUAGUUUAUCAGAAAAUAGUCUUCUUUUACCAGCUUGUCAAGUUAGUACAAAUGCUAAAGAAAUAUUGGAGCUGAUGCAUGUUAUUCUGAAUGAAGCUGUGCUGAAUCCAGAAAAAUUUGCAGUCAAAUUGUACUAUACAAGUCGAAAUGUGGUGGAGUUAUACAUAAAAGCUACUCCAGAAUAUCAUAAAAGCUUUUUAGAAACUAUUCCUAAUCAAGUUGCUUUAUUUCAUAAUAACUGUCUGUAUCUUGCUCAUCAUCUUCUCACUAUUACUCAUGAAUAUUCCAAUAAAAUUCCGAAUAUAAAUAAUUACAAUUUUUCAUACAUUGAUCUAACUUUGAAGCUGCGAGAUGUUGGUGUGAGAUUAUUUUUAAAUCAUGUCAAGCAUCAAAGAAAUAUCAUUAUAGAAAUAAUUGAAAAUGCCGGUCUUUCACAACUUGGUGGAAGUUUGCCAGCAACUGUAGAACGUGGUUUAAGACAAUGUAUUCGGCAACUAAAAUUAUUAAAAACAGUUUGGUUAAACGUUUUACCAAUGAAUGUUUAUUGUAAAACAGUUGGGUUAAUUUUGAAUUCAAUGAUUGAUGAUCUUAUUUGUAAAGUUGUCAUUGUAGAAGAUAUUUCAGUUGAUGUAGCUACAGAUCUAGUUAAUCUUUUCAAUAUGAUUAUUAACAGCGCACCCCAAAUCUUUCCGGAUGAGGAGCCAAUUACUAAUUAUGUUUCCAAGUGGCGAAAAAUGUUAGAACUAAUCAAAGUAUUGGAAGGUUCGCUAAAAGAUAUUGAGGAAAGAUGGGCACGUGGAAGAGGUCCAUUGGCAAAAGAAUUUACUGCUACUCAAGUUAAACAAUUGGUUCGUGCUCUUUUUCAAAAUACAGAAAGGAGAUCUGCAUUCCUAGCAACUAUUAAAUAACUUUCUAAUUAAGUUACAACCCUAAUUAUGCAAUUGAUUAAUUUUAAGAUUGAAGAUUCUUUGUACUGCUAAUGAUAUGU